This is a messenger RNA of Zingiber officinale, 1166 nucleotides long. Its product is annotated as pentatricopeptide repeat-containing protein At2g18940, chloroplastic-like. The coding region runs from base 58 to 702 and encodes 214 amino acids. Lineage: Eukaryota; Viridiplantae; Streptophyta; Magnoliopsida; Zingiberales; Zingiberaceae. The transcript has 2 exons. The record is from RefSeq and is a predicted model, not a curated record.
UCCAAAAUUAUCCACCUACAUCCACGGGAGAAGAGGACCCUUCACUGGAGAUGAUGCAUGCGUCGGAGCAAAUUUUCUAGACCAGCAACUUACCCUUUCCUCUCCUCGCCUGGCACUCACAGCCUUCGCUGGAGAAAUCCCUCGCCUAACCGUCCCAACUUCAACCUUCCCUUCCCUCCACCGCCUCCUCCUUCUCGUUCGCUUCCUUUGGACUCCCUCCUUCAACACCUCGCCAAGGAGACCGCCACCACCCUUCGCCCUCCGUCGAGCAAUAAAAAUCCCACCUUUCCCUCUUUGCGCCUUGCUGCGACCUCGCCCCAUCGCGAGAAAUUGCCUCCUGCGCAGGGCACACGGCUCGCUGGCGUGAAAGGUGGCGCUCGAUUUCUGCAAGAUCCUCGUCUGGGGUUCCUCUCGGCCGCAGGCAAGUCGUUACUAAGAUCCCUCGUCGAAUGGCCGCUCGUUGACUUUGUCACUCUGCUUGAAGCCAGGAAAGAUGAGAUUUUUGGCAUGGAUUGGGUUGGCCUCUUGAAGGUGGUCGAAAUUCUAGGCAAUUGGGAGAAAGCUCUCACGUUGUUUGAAUGGGAUGCAUCCACCUCCCGUGCUGAAGGAUCCAGAUUAGAUGUCCCAGCUAUCGAGGUGAUGAUCAAGGUUUCGUUGAUAGAGUCUACACGUUGGAAGAGCAAACCUAACAAUCUUAGUUGAGAAAAGUGCUUCACACCUAAUUCCCAAUGCGGUCGCUCGUCUCCGGUUUAGCGGAAGGGAAGCGAAAAAGCCGAAAGCCGAAAGCCGAAAGCCGAAAGGCCAGUCCAAGAGUGGGGAAGCUAGUCGUCUGAUGCUGUUCUCAAGAGAAGACGGGAGAGGCCGACGAGUGCGUGGGAUGAAGGAUCGGAAGAUAAACUUACUGAGAUGAGAGACUUGCAGUUGGCCAGCGUCGUCCGACGAGAGGCUGGGAGAUUGGAGAUACCUUCCACCGUCCGGUGCCGGAGAAUAGGAGUGUCAAAAAUGAAUCCGACCCGGUGAUCCAAUCCGAGUCGAUCCGAAAAAAAUUAGGUUCGGAUUGAGUAUUUUCGGAUUCGGGUUGGAGGGUUGGAGAGUUAAAAAUUUUAGAGUUUGGUCAAGUUGGGUUCGGAUUGACCCGGGUUGACUUAAAUAUAAGGUUUUAUGGA